CAUGCUUUAAAAUUAAAUAAGUCAAAACUCGUAAGACCUAAUUACCGUAACUCGGCAUAUUGCAAAAAAUAUAGCCUAAUAAAAUGCGAUGCGAAAGCUCUUUAAUAUUUUCUACCAGGAAUGUCUUUAGUAGUUUAAACGGUUUCUAGAAACAAAACAUAGUCUUCAGACUGUAAACGACAUGCUAUUGUACUUUUCUGUUAAAUACAGUAGUCCUCCCUGCGUAAAGUUGUCUUGUCCAUCUGUAGAAGAAUGUCUAAUCGUCACUGCUGUCGUGAAGUGUCCUUUUCUCAGCCAUAGGUGUCCGAUAGGGAGCAAAAACAACUUUGUGAACUUCUUCCACCCGGCGUUCGUGAAGACAACCUCCGCUGAGUUUCCUCGCGCGCACAAUCCAUUCAUCUUGAGUAACGUUUUAAGAUGGCGCGGAAGAACAAAUCGCGUCCUUGUGUCCACUAGAACGAUGAAAAAAUAACGCGCCCCAUUUUCUCAGGAUCGGGGUGUCAUCCCCUUCUGUCUGCUGAGUAGGGUCCACCUGUAAGAUACUUCUUUUGAGGGGUGGGACCCCACCGGCGCUGUCACGAGAAGAGGCGGUCCGUGCACCGGCUUGGAAAAGGAUUGGAAAAGUAAAGACCGUCUCCUGCGCUGAUUGGGGGCCCGGAGGGGAGAGCGAGGAGGGCGGGAGGAUUGCGCUCACGAGCCUUUGUGUUUCACUUCUAAUAUCUCACAUAUCAAUAAUUGAGCGCGCGAGCAGACGGACCCCACGCGCUAUGUAUUCUACUGCGCGCGAGCUCGGUAAGGGCCUUGAUCCGCUUUCAGUCGGCUCUUCCACUACGGACUGAGACGGGAACGAGGGGGAAACUGUUGUAGUUUUGACUUGAACUGUUUGGAAGGACUUGCUUUUACAGUGAGGACAGGUUUGGAGUGGUUUUGGUUUGGGAUUUGAGCGCGCUGCGUCUUUGCGAAAAGACUGCUGUUAGGUGCGGAGUGAAGUUGGCAUGAUGUUGACGUUGGUGCUAGGCGCAGUGUGGUUAGUGUGCCAUGCGUACGCACAGAACGAGACAGAACCCAUCGUACUGGAGGGGAAAUGCUUGGUCGUGUGCGACUCAAAUCCCACCUCGGAUCCCACUGGGACGGCUCUUGGGAUAUCGGUGCGCUCGGGAAGCGCCAAAGUGGCUUUUUCCGUGGUGAGGAACACGAACCACGAGCCGUCUGAGAUGAGCAAUCGAACAAUGGUGAUCUACUUCGAUCAGGUACUUGUGAACGUCGGUAGAAGUUUCGACGAGGAAAGGAGCAAUUUCUUCGCCCCGCGCAAAGGGAUAUACAGUUUUAAUUUCCACGUAGUGAAAGUGUAUAAUCGUCAAACGAUCCAGGUGAGCCUGAUGCACAACGGCUGGCCGGUGAUCUCCGCCUUCGCCGGGGAUCAAGACGUCACGCGCGAAGCGGCCAGUAACGGCGUUCUGAUUCAAAUGGAGAAAGGUGACCGCGCCUACCUCAAGCUGGAGCGAGGCAACCUGAUGGGCGGCUGGAAGUACUCCACUUUCUCCGGCUUCCUGGUCUUCCCUCUGUAGAGGAGGGGCACGCGAUGGAAGGACUAUUGCUCUUUAGCUCGCCGGCUUGUGGGAGAUAGAAGGGAUAUGAGGGCGGAUGAGAGAUAGAAUGAUAGCGAGAAUGUAAAAAAAAAAAAAAAAAACAUAUAGGAAGAGAAAAUUUAGUGUGGCAGGCUCUCAGUCGCACUCACUUUGCUCUGCUGCUUGACUUCAGCUCUGGACAGCCAAAACUUUUUUUUUUUUAUUAUCCUUAUGAUAAUAAUAAUAUGGAAAGAAAGCAUACCGAGGACCGUAGCCCUUCCUACACCCCCCCCCCCGUUUACUCAUCCCAUCACAAUCCACCCUCAAAAGUCAUCAUCUGCUUUAAGGAUUGUCCUACAACAGCCCAGACCCCCAUUUCACACUGGUCACAUCUUUGUAUAUUCUCUCCAUACGUACAUACUGUCUCAAAUGCCAUUGUCAUUCCUCUCAGUCCAGUCGCCCCUUCUUUUCUGGCUUCCUCCAGCUCACCCUUUCUUGUCUCUGAGAGGGUGUCUUUGCGUCUUUGUCAUGACAGAAGGAUCUCUGAAUCCCCACGAAAAGACUGCAUACUGGAUAUAUACAUAUAUAAAUACGUAAAAAAGUUUCUAUAUGAUUAUGAUAUACUCAACGCCUAACUGAAUCUGGUUGACUCUGUAUUUCUGUAUUUCAGUGUUAAUACUUAGUGAUUGUGUGUGGAUUUUCAGGCUGCUGUCCAACUACCAAUGCUUCUUGUUUUUGUUUCGGUCAAAAAUGUGGCUAAGAUGAAACUAUAUCAGAAAUACUAUAAAGUACAAAGUUUUAUUAUCAUUGAUUGUAAGAUAUAUGUGAAUAUUUAGCAGGCAAAAUCCUCCCUUUUAAUCAGUUAACCAUUGUUUUUUUUUUUCUUUGAUUCAAUAAAAAUUAAAUGGUACUUUUUA
This is a messenger RNA of Puntigrus tetrazona (Sumatra barb), 2485 nucleotides long. RefSeq names its product cerebellin 1 precursor (gene cbln1). Bases 996 to 1568 code for a protein of 190 amino acids. The record is from RefSeq and is a predicted model, not a curated record. The transcript is spliced from 3 exons. Gene Ontology annotation, cellular component: synaptic cleft; glutamatergic synapse. Gene Ontology annotation, molecular function: protein binding. Lineage: Eukaryota; Metazoa; Chordata; Actinopteri; Cypriniformes; Cyprinidae.